Messenger RNA from Schistocerca piceifrons (Central American locust), 618 nucleotides. Its product is annotated as GILT-like protein 1. Gene Ontology annotation, molecular function: oxidoreductase activity, acting on a sulfur group of donors, disulfide as acceptor. The record is from RefSeq and is a predicted model, not a curated record. Lineage: Eukaryota; Metazoa; Arthropoda; Insecta; Orthoptera; Acrididae. The transcript has 6 exons. Bases 1 to 618 code for a protein of 205 amino acids.
AUGGUUUUCAGGGGCGUGGACUGCGAGCCGGUGCUGGCGACCGUCUACUACGAGGCCAAGUGCCCCUACUCUCGCGACUUCGUGGUCCAGCAGCUGCUGCCCGCCGUCCUGAGGGACCCGGAGCUGGUCCGGCCGGUGCUCGUGCCUUUCGGGAAGGCCAACGUAACUGCGACCCCGGAGGGCUACGACUUCACGUGCCAGCACGGACCAACCGAGUGCCUGGGGAACCGGCUGCACGCCUGCGGCAUCGCCCUGGCCUCCAGCCGCACGCUGCAGGUGUCGUACGCCGCCUGCCUCAUCAGUAACUACACCGACGUCCAGGCCGCCGCCCAAGAGUGUGCUGACGAGUUGGGCCUGCCGUUCUCAACCAUUUCCGAGUGCGCAAACGGUACAGCUGGUAGCGAACUGAUGAGGGCGUAUGGGAACACCACGAAAGACCUGAGUCCUCCGCUGACAAGUGUCCCGACAGUCACACUGAACGGGAACAGAGGCAACCAGACGGCCAUCUUGUAUGACUUCUGGGAAGAAGUUGUUAAGCUCUCCGAAGAAACGGGUUAUUUUUCAGUACAAUAUUCAUCACUUUUAGAUUCAAAGUUACUAGCAUUGCCAGUUUGUUGA